Molecule: messenger RNA, 5715 nt
Organism: Panthera uncia (snow leopard)
Lineage: Eukaryota; Metazoa; Chordata; Mammalia; Carnivora; Felidae
Gene: ZNF835
Product: zinc finger protein 835
Exons: 5
Coding region: 377-2032 (551 amino acids)
Source: RefSeq, a predicted model, not a curated record
UGUAGCUGUGCCGGUGCGCAAGCGCAGUCCGCUCGGGCCUGGCGCUCUGGCCCACCCGCGGAGGUCGCCGUGGUCACCUGUGAGGCCUGCUCGUCCGCUCCACCGUGGGACCUGGGGUUACUGGGGUCCGCCUCGGCCGGGUAGGGUCGGAGACUGAGGAGAACCUGACCCGAACCCACCGAGCUCGCGGGGAGCCUCCGAGGCCUUCGAAGGCGGUGCUGGGAGUCGAGGACACUGGUGUGGUCUGGACCCACUGAUGCAUGGUGGCCAGAGCAGGGGCCACAACUUGAGUGACACACACAGGAUCUGAUGCUCUGAAGACCACAAGAUCCAGGGACAAAGAUGUGAAAACAAGGCAGUGGCUCAGAAAGCAGCGAUGGAAGGACUCUUGACCGUGGCCACCCCCCAGGGCCCCGAGGUGGGGGAAACCCGGGAACAAGAGGGUCGGUUCAAGGACCGGCAGGAGAACCAGAAAAGCUGUUUGAAGCAAGAGGCCACGGCCUCCGGGGAAGAGCCCGCCAAGGACGGUGUGCAGGAGCGGGGCGAGCUCGGCGGGGUGCCGGGAACCGGCCGGAGCCCUCCCCUGCCCCAAGCCGGCGCCCGACCCCGGAGGCGCGGCGCGCCCAGGAAGAACCCGAAGCAGAAGAGGGCGGGCUCCGGCGAGGAGGAGCGAGGAGGGGGCGGCCCCCGGAAGCCGUGGACGUGCGGGGACUGCGGCAAGGCCUUCAGCUACUGCUCGGCCUUCACCCUGCACCAGAGAACCCACACCGGCGAGAGGCCGUUCGCGUGCGCCGAUUGCGGCAAGGCCUUCAGCCAGAGCGUCCACCUGACGCUCCACCGGCGCACGCACACGGGCGAGCGGCCGUACGCGUGCCCCGAGUGCGGCAAGGCCUUCAGCCAGGGCUCCUACCUGGCGUCGCACUGGCGCACGCACACGGGCGAGCGGCCGCACCGCUGCGCCGACUGCGGCAAGGCCUUCGCGCGCCCCACGCACCUGGCGCAGCACCGGCGCGUGCACACGGGCGAGCGGCCGUACGCGUGCGGCCAGUGCGCCAAGGCCUUCCGCAACCGCUCGUCCCUGCUGGAGCACCAGCGCGUGCACACGGGCGAGAAGCCGUACGCGUGCGCGCGCUGCCAGAAGGCCUUCCGCUUCUCCUCGGCGCUCAUCCGCCACCGGCGCACGCACACGGCCGAGCGGCCGUACGCCUGCGGCCAGUGCGCCAAGGCCUUCACGCAGCUCGCGCACCUGGCGCAGCAUCGGCGCGUGCACACGGGCGAGAAGCCGUACGCGUGCCCCGAGUGCGGCGCGCCCUUCAGCCAGAGCGCCUCGCUGGCCGAGCACCGGCGCAUCCACACGGGCGAGAAGCCGUACGCGUGCGCGCAGUGCGGCAAGGCCUUCACGCAGGUGUCGCACCUGGCGCAGCACCGGCGCGUGCACACGGGUGAGCGGCCGUACGCGUGCGCCGACUGCGGCCGCGCCUUCAGCAACCGCUCGCACCUGGCGCAGCACCGCCUGGUGCAUACGGGCGCGCGGCCCUACCGGUGCCCGGAGUGCGGGGCGGCCUUCGGCCACGUGUCGUCCCUCAUCGAGCACCAGAAGAUCCACACGGGCGAGAAGCCCUACCGCUGCGGGGACUGCGGCAAGGCCUUCAGCCAGGGCUCGUCGCUGACGCUGCACCGGCGCACGCACACGGGCGAGCGGCCCUACGCGUGCCCCGAGUGCGGCAAGGCUUUCAGCAACCGCUCCUACCUCAUCCAGCACCACAUCGUGCACACGGGCGAGAAGCCCUACGAGUGCGGCGGCUGCGGCAAGGCCUUCAGCUUCUCCUCCGCGCUCAUUCGGCACCAGCGGACGCACGCCGACGGGAGGCCCUGCCCGCGCGUCCGCUGCGGCCACACCGCCACCCCGCUGCCGCACCUGACGGGGCCCCCGGGCUCCCCCCGGGAGGAGGAGCCAGGCAGCGGCAGCGACCCCACACAGAGUGCCACAGACCGGCAGAAGGACGAGCUGAUGCCUAACGGGGACCUCUGACCAGGCACCGCGCCCGGCACUGUUCCACCCCGCUUCCGACCGCUCGGCACCAAGGGGAGGCACCUUCUCCUCCCCGAGUCGUCCGUGAGAAAACCGAGGCUCAGGGAGGCCCGGGAACUUGCCCAAGGUCACACAGGGAGGAGGUCACAGAGCCGGGACUGCUUCUCCCCCCAACACACACACUCUGCCUCACACCGCAUCUGCCGGACUGCUCCUCCCCCCAACACACACACUCUGCCUCCUGGUUCGGAACUAUAAAUGUGACCCACGAAAGUAGACCCAAAGAAGUGUCUGUGCGUCUCUGGCUAGCCUUUGAAUGGUCGAAGAUUUGAUGAUCACGUAGGCAUUUGUUCAAUAAAUUUAAUUGGAUAAAAGGUUCGGCUCCUUUCAAGUUGCCAUAUUGACUACGGGAGCGGGGUCUGAAGAAGUAUGGAUCCCUAGGACUGAAACAGUGGUUCCAAAAUUAGAACGAGCCAGAGACAUCCAGAGAAGGAAAAGCUCUAGAAGAGACUUGCCUCUCCCCUGACAGACCUGCAAAGGGUGGUGAUACAGGCGCCGAAGACCAGGAGAAUCACCUGCGGAGAGCAUGAGCGAGAAAGGGAGACACAGAAUCCGAAGCAGGCUCCAGGGUCUGAGCUGUCAGCACAGAGCCCGAUGUGGGGCUUGAAUCCACGAACCAUGAGAUCAUGACCUGAGCCAAAGUUGGACACCUAACCAACUGAGCCACCCAGGUGCCCCCAGUCUCAGCUUCUAAGGGGAAGAAUGUCUAUUAGGAUAUAUGGCAACUUUUAAAAAACAUAAAAACCAUUUUGCUGAAGUACAAUAUGCAAAGAGAAAAGUGCACACAUUCUAAUGGUACAGCCUGAUGAAUCCUCGGAAGGUGAGUGGCCCAUGUCACCAGCUCCCAGAACAAGAAGCACAUCAUCCUCUGUGCCCCAAAGUCCUCCCCUCUCAUACUCCCUCCCUCCUUCACCUAACCCCUCUCAAAGCUAACACUAUUUCGACUUCUGAUGGCGUAGACAAGUUCUGUCAGUACAGCAACUUUUACCCACUAGGAGUUAUUUCUGGGGUUUGGGCAUUUCUCCCUUAACCUCACACACUUAGAUGAGGUUUGCAUUUGUGACAAAUGCUUGUAUUUUACAGGACAGAGUGAUGGGACCAUUUUCUCCUCCCUACUUUCCUGUGGGGCCACAGAGGGGGAACUUCUGCCCUCUUGGAAAUGUCAGGAAAGUAACUCUUCUCCUUCCUUCCCCUCCUUCACUCACUCCCCAUAUGAGAGGUGGAGUGACAUCUGAUUCGUGGGAUGGACACAGGCCCUUAUUCCUUAUCCCUAGUCUUCCCUUGGGGGAGGACCAAGUCCCAGACAGGUAGAGUACUUUAAAAUGGUCAAGAGACAUACUGGAUUCAAAUCCCAGCUCCAUCAUUUACAAGCUGGGCGACCUAGGGAAAGUUGCUUAACUUCUCUGUGCCUUAGUUUCCCCAUAUUUAAAACGGGACCAUAAUAGAUUCUCUCUCAAGGAACCGUUAAAAGGUUAUCAAACAAAGGGCACCCGGGUGGCUCAGUCGGUUAAGCAUCUGACUUCAGCUCAGGUCAUGAUCUCAUGGUUCAUGGGUUCAAGCCCCACGUCGGGCUCUGUGCUGACCGCUCUGAGCCUGGAGCAUCUUCAGAUUCUGUGUCUCCCUUUCUCUCUGCCCCUCCCAUGCUCAAGCUCUGUCUUGCUUUCUCAAAAAUGAAUAAACGUUAAAAAAUAAAACAUUAUCAAAUAAACUGAGGAAGCUGCAUGGGGAGGGCUAUGGAGCCUGGCUAGUGUUAUUAUUAUUAAUGGUCUGUGGUCCCACAUGGCCUGAUCCUCUUUGUUUUUGGGGGGAGGGGGCCACCCACAGGAGGGAGACGGUGUCCAUGCAGGACCCACAGCCUGCCAAUGAGAGGUGCCCCCCAGCAUAAUGCUCCAUCAGUGCAGGUAAACGGGUCACGGCUCGGUGAAUGAAUGAAUGAACAAACGAAUGAAUGUUAUUGCAGAGGCCUCUAGGCACCUCCCCUGCUCUUACAGUGCCCUCUGAGAGUUUCCUUAUCUUAAGGGAGAGGAGCCAUUCUAACUACCUCACAGGGCUCGUGACUUAAUAUCGAGAGAGAGUGAAGGUUGGUGAAUAAAUGAAUUACUAAUGAGAAGCACUAAGAAUUAAGUCAGGCUCACAACGCAACAAGGUGAAUCAUUCUCACCCGUUUUGUUUCCUGCCUGGAGGUUCCUGCCUGGCUCCCACACCUAUCCCUCCACCUCAUCCAACCCCCUUCCUUCCACAUGGGCUACCAGCGAGACUUCUGUGUAUCUGCAAGUCCCUUGAAUGGCUCCCCACUGCCUGUAAGGCUCACCCAACCCCCGUGGCAUGGAGCCUGGCAGCAAGAGGGCUCCUGUUAAAACCUAAGCUGGAACAGUUCCCUCCUGUGUCCAGAGCUCUCCUAUAGCUCUCGCUGCACUCAGAGUAAAAACCAAAUAUAAUUCUUACCAUGGUCGACAGACACUGCAUCAUCCGUCACCUCUAGGGCCUUGUGUCCUCCUACUCUCCCACUCUUCUCCGGCCAACUGACCCCUACUGCUGUUCCGCACACGUGCCAGGCACACUCCUACACCAGGGCCUUUGCACUUGCUGUGCCCCUCGGCCUAGAACCUCUUCCCAAUGGACACCUGCCAGUCUCACUCUCCCACCUCCUUCGUGCCUUUACUCCGGUAUCUCCCUCUCAGUGGGGACUUCCCUGGACACCUUUCCUAAAAUGGCAACUCCUACCCCACUCCAUACUCUUGAACCCCCUUCCUGCCUUAUUUUUCUUGGUAGCACUUAUUACCACCCAGCACGAUUUGUAAUUUAGCCACUGAUUUUGCUUAUUGUCUGUCUACCUCAGUGACUGUAAGUCCAAUGAAGGGAGGUGCCAUUUCUAUCCGAUCCACUGUUGUGCCUCAGUGUCUUGAACACUGCCUGGCACAUAGUGUGUGCUCAAUAAACAGCUGUGGAAUGAAUGAUCUCAUUCCAGGCAGAUUUUCACCCACAUCCCCCACUGCUCUCCCCUCAAGUCCAAUACCCCUCACCCCCCGCCCAACUAUGCCACGCUACAUCAUGCCUCUGUGCCUUUGCAAAUGCUGUUCCCUCUGCCUGGUCGGAGGAAAAUCUGUUUCCUUCCCUGCUCUAUAAAUUCUUACCCCUAAAACCCGAGGUCUGUUUCCCUAUCUCCAGAAUAUUCUAGAAUAAGCCUCUAGGCCCACAUCGUUAACUUCUUCCUUUGAGCCGUUCCACUGUAGCCAGUAUUUGUUUCUGCACUUUCAUGGUUUCCUCCCUCCCCUCAGUGUGAGUCCGUAAAUCGCUUUCCUGGCUUAAACCAAUCUCAGUUGGAUUUCUGACAGAUGAUUGGGAGAUGGGACCCUCGUGUUGCUGAGAAUGGUUAUAUGAUUUUCCUAAUGCAUAAAAUAAAUGAAUAAAUAAAAGAACCACUGUUAAUAUUUAACAUAUUGAUGUCUUAUGUUCCCCAAAGAAAACAUUAGGUGUUUCAAUGAAGGAAUGUGCUUGAUAAAUCUGCUUGGUUUCACGCAUAUUAUUGGGAUUAAAACCCAGGGAGUGGUUAGUGGAUGGACGGGUAUACGGACGGAGGGAUGGCUGAGUGGAUCGGUGAGUGGACAAGCGGAUGGGCAGAG